GGGCGAUUUCCUUUGACUUUGACUAAGUAGAAGAAGCUUUUGUUGACCACAAGAUCCGAGACCCAACAACUAGGUCAAAGCCCGUCUCUGUCGGGUACGGGCCUAGAGGCCCAUUACAUGGCUGCACUGUGCAUACAUAACCAAGUGCACCGAUUACCUCUUCAGAUUCAUCGGCUGAAAUCUAACCCUAAGAAGCUCAUGAUGAUGAUGAUGACGAUUUCAAGGUAUUUUUCCAACAGCAUUCUCAUCAAUCCAGUAAGAAUUAUCUCUGCAGCCAUUGCAAUUCCUCAAUAGUCUCUGUUUCCAUGCCUUUCUUCCUGUCUACCUAGAUUUAUAAACUCCGAACUAGGCUUUCAAUCUUUUUAUUAUGGAAUAAGAAGUUCACACUUUGUUUGAAUAUGUUUGUUACACUAACUAUUAAGAAUCCAGCAUGUUUGUUACUGGGCGGAUCGUCCACCACAUCUUCUUGCUUAGGCUGUUCUAUAACCAUUUAAGCUUUAUCUCCUCAGGAAAUUUGUUGCUUAGGUUGUUCUAUCACCUUCUCAUUACUAUGUGUAGAAGUGUAAUUAAGAAAACUGAAAACAUAUUUAAUUGUCCCAAUUAAGCAUGCUAAACUUUAUUUCAGUUUUAUAUAGGAAUAGACUAGAGAGAUUUACUCAUUAUGACACAUGCAGUUCUAGAUCCCAGCCUUUCUUUAAAUGUUUAUCAAAUUUAAUUGUUGAGCUUCCUCUGACUACCUGGUUGUGUUUUUAUCUACGGGACGUCUAUUAGUUUUCAUUUUGUAUUGCACAUUAAGGAUAUAUUUAGAAAAAAUGUGAUUGUUCAGCUUUAGCCUAAUUACUCACUUGUGUGUUGGUCCGUUUAUUAUUUUUUGAUGUUCUUACUAUGAAAUUUGUUAUUUGUAUGGGCAAUGUAUGCAUUUCUAAAACUUUGUAGGGUCCUUCCUUAUUAAGGAUGACGCGCCUUCAAGUUUUUGCAUUUAAAGACUUGCCAUCUUGACAAAUUUGCAGUAAGAUUUUUAGCACUCACCGGUUGGUCUAAUAAUUCAUAAAAGAUAAGAGUGUGUUUGGUAGAACUCUUUUGAUACAAACUAUGAUCUUCAUUAGGUAGGUAUCUUUUACGAAU
Messenger RNA from Rubroshorea leprosula, 1125 nucleotides. The record is from the annotation of a GenBank genome assembly. Lineage: Eukaryota; Viridiplantae; Streptophyta; Magnoliopsida; Malvales; Dipterocarpaceae.